This is a messenger RNA of Sphenostylis stenocarpa, 750 nucleotides long. The record is from the annotation of a GenBank genome assembly. Lineage: Eukaryota; Viridiplantae; Streptophyta; Magnoliopsida; Fabales; Fabaceae.
AUGGCAGAUCAUCAGAAACUUAGGGUCCACCCUAUGGAGGGGGAAGCAGCAGCUCCCCCAACUACCCCAUUGGUACCGCCAGGCUCCUCAAGAUCAGAAAAGGGUAUCCCUUUACACCAUCCUCCACUUCUACGUUCUGUGCCAGCAGUAUACCCUAAACCACAGAAAAGAAGCUGCUGCUGCAAGUGCAUGUGUUGGACAAUAAGCUUGUUUUUCCUCCUCCUCCUUAUCUUGGCUGCAAGUGUUGGAAUCCUUUACCUAGUCUUCAAACCAAAACUUCCAGAUUACUCAGUUGACACCCUGAGGAUAAGUGAUCUGAGGCUUAACUUUGACAUGAGUCUGUAUGCAAAGUUUGAUGUGAAGAUCACAGCAAACAACCCAAACAAGAAGAUUGGCAUCUACUAUGAAAAGGGUGGAAAGUUAAGUGUGUGGUACACAAACACAAGGCUUUGUGAAGGAUCACUGCCCCAGUUCUACCAAGGUCAUCAGAACAAGACAGUGCUCAAUGUGUCCUUGAGUGGUCAAGUACAGUCUGGAAGCACCUUAAUGACAGCACUGCAGCAGCAACAGCAGACAGGACGCAUUCCGUUGGAUCUGAAGGUGCAUGCACCAAUAGCCAUCAAACUUGGGAGGUUGAAGCUGAUGAAGGUCAGAGUCUUGGGAGAAUGCAUGUUGGUGGUGGAUAGCUUAUCAUCUAAUAAUCUCAUAAGCAUCAAGGCUAGCAACUGCAGAUUCAGAAUGAAACUUUGA